UAACAGCGUACGGUCAUAGUCGGCCACAUAAUUGUUAUUCAACGUAAACAACGUAAACAACGCUUUCAAGCAUGUCUUCAAGAAGCCCAGCUGACUGUUCUGUCAUCUUGACUCGUUGUGUUCUCGCUGCGGCCUUCAACAUGGACGAAGGCGCGUGCAGGCUGCUGGUAAAGCUCGCGCAGGAGGGACCGCUGAGCUCCAUGGAGGAAGCGAUAUCUUCAGGCGGCUCGGCGGCGGUUCAGACCGCCGGCAGCACGCACUUCGGUCGGUCGGGGGACACCCUGCUGCACUACGCCGCCCGGCGGGGACACCUGGACAUCGUGGAGUAUCUGGUGAAGCAGCUCGGCGCGGACGUGGAGGUGCACAACAACGACUACAAGAGGCCGCUGCACGAAGCCGCUUCCAUGAGCCACCAGGCGUGUGUUAGCUAUCUGCUUCGGGAGGGAGCCGCGGUGGACAGCUUGAAGAAAGCCGACUGGACUCCGCUGAUGAUGGCCUGCACCCGGAGGAACCUCGGCGUGGUCCAGGAGCUGCUGCGCCGCGGCGCCGAUCCCGCGCUGCAAAACAAGGACGGCUGGAACUCGUUCCACGUCGCCUGCAGGGAGGGCGACCCCCCCGUCGUCCGCCACCUGCUCAUUGCCGCACCGGACGUCUGGAGGACGGCGAGCAAGACGCGCAGGACUCCGCUGCACACUGCAGCGAUGCACGGCCGUGAGGAGGUUGUUCGGAUCUUGCUGGAGAGAUGUGGCUACGUCCCAGGCUGCACUGACAGCUGUGGGGUCACUCCUUUCAUGGACGCUGUCAGGAACGGACACGUGUCCGUGGCCCGGCUGCUUCUAGAGAAACACCAGGCAUCUCCAACGGCGGCUGACGUGCUCGGGGCUCAGGCGCUGCACCAAGUCGCCGUCACCGGCCAGGAGGAGGCGCUGCGGUUCCUGGUGCGGGACUUACGUGUCGACGUGAACCAGAAGGCCACCGCUGUCCAGCUCACCGCCCUGCAUUACGCUGCAAAGGAGGGCCACACGUCCACGAUACACACUCUGCUGGAGCUCGGGGCUGAUCUUCACGCUCGGGACCAAAAGGGAAGAACCGCCCUUCACAUGGCCUGCAUUGGGCAGCAUGCCGCCGCCGCCAGGACCCUCCUGCAGCUGGGACUCCGAGACUCUGAGGACACGUGUGGCGCGACCGCGAUGCAGCACGCCAGGAAACCAGACGUGGUGCGAGUGUUUGAAAGUGGCCCACCAGACCUGCCGUGACGUCACAUUAGUGACACGGCCAGGCACCCGAAACCUUUCCUUGUGAUUAAAGUCAAUCAAUUUAGUGUGGAAUAAACCUCAACGUGUA
This is a messenger RNA of Pseudoliparis swirei, 1344 nucleotides long. It is a transcript of the gene ankrd16, whose product is annotated as ankyrin repeat domain 16. The coding region runs from base 72 to 1256 and encodes 394 amino acids. The record is from RefSeq and is a predicted model, not a curated record. NCBI's taxonomy places the organism in Eukaryota, Metazoa, Chordata, Actinopteri, Perciformes, Liparidae. The transcript is spliced from 7 exons. Gene Ontology annotation, molecular function: protein binding. Gene Ontology annotation, cellular component: cytoplasm.